GGCGGGACGAGCCGGUUAGAGCGGCGCAUGCGCCCCCCGCCAUCUCCCCUCUUCGCAUUGCGGAGCGCGUGCGCGGCAGCGCCUCCGGUGGCGGCGGCGGCAAGAUGGCGGAGCCCGAGCAGAAGCGGCGGAUUCCGUUGGUGCCGGAGAACUUGCUGAAGAGGAGGAAGGCCUACCAGGCCAUCAAGGCCACCCAGGCCAAGCAGGCGCUGCUCAACAAGCGCAAGCUCCAGAAGGGGAAACAAAUCCAGUUUAAACGCCUUGAGACUUUUGUUCGAGAUUCAUGGCGCAAACGCCGAGAUGACGUCCGGCUGAGGCGCAUGGAGCAGCGACCUGGGCAGGUGGCUGUACCUAAGGAGCACAGACUGGCCUUUGUUGUACGGAUUACAGAGAUUAAAGGAGUGAGUUUGAGGGUAAGAAGAGUGAUUGAGUUGCUGCGGCUGAGAAAAAUUUUCAGUGGAACAUUCGUUAAACUGUCUCCAUUAUCGCUGAAGAUGCUGCGGAUCGUAGAACCUUAUGUGGCUUGGGGGUAUCCUAACCUGAAGUCUGUGCGAGAGCUCAUCCUGAAACGGGGCCAAGGAAAGGUUAACAAGAAGAGGGUACCUCUGACGAAUAAUAUGUUGAUAGAGGAACAUUUAGGCAACUUUGGUAUUAUUUGCCUGGAAGACCUUAUUCAUGAAAUCUACUCAGUUGGGAAGUAUUUCAGAAAUGUCACGGACUUCUUGUGGCCAUUCCAGCUGUCAGUGGCCCGCCAUGCUGCACAUAAUAAAGUGGGUUUCCUCAAGGAGAUGGGUAAGCCUGGCUGCAGAGGUGAAGGAAUCAACCAGCUUAUACGUCAGCUGAACUAGACAGUCUGCGAAAACACUGUGAUUUAUAACCUGCUCUUUCACAUGUAAUUUUCAUCGACCUGGGCUCUCUACAAUGAUAUACUACAUCUCUUGACUGUUGCUACCUUCACCAACAAAAUCCAGGUGACAAAAGCUGCACUCCAGGCUGGUCCUUGAGAAAGAAAUUGUAUUUGGUGCAAAAAAAAGAAAUGACUUGAACUUUCUGGAGCAAUCUGACUUUUUUAAAGUGUUGCAAUUUUUUUUACUUUGUCUUCAAUACUUUUUACUGUUGGCGCUGUACCAGUCAGCUCUUUAUUUCACCUUCGGUAUAAAGCAUGCAUUGUCAUUUCCUGAUUUGAAUUUGUUGCAAGGGAACAGCAACCAUUGGUUUGAUCCAGUCCUCCCCAAGGGAAGUGCUUGAAAUUGCACUUGCUGUUGAAGUGCACCUACUUUUGGUGUAAAUGGGCAGUGCAAUCAGCUGCUUAAGAACAUCGCUGACAGGCAGAGGAAAGCACUAGGCUUAUUCUUCUGUUACUGCAGCUAGAUUAUAUUUAUUUGUGAUUUGUCUUACUGAUUUACACAAUGCCUUCUAACUGUACUAAAGUGAGACUGCUGUGGGGAUGAAUAUUUCUUGAUAGGAAAACCCAUUAUUCACACUUUACAGCAGUAUUACAAUAAACUCUUUUGAAAUGGUA
Lagopus muta (rock ptarmigan) is the source of this 1522-nucleotide messenger RNA. It is a transcript of the gene RPL7L1, whose product is annotated as ribosomal protein L7 like 1. The record is from RefSeq and is a predicted model, not a curated record. Bases 105 to 848 code for a protein of 247 amino acids. Gene Ontology annotation, cellular component: cytosolic large ribosomal subunit. NCBI's taxonomy places the organism in Eukaryota, Metazoa, Chordata, Aves, Galliformes, Phasianidae. Gene Ontology annotation, biological process: maturation of LSU-rRNA from tricistronic rRNA transcript (SSU-rRNA, 5.8S rRNA, LSU-rRNA). The transcript is spliced from 7 exons. Gene Ontology annotation, molecular function: structural constituent of ribosome; RNA binding.